AUGUUCAACUCCAUCUCUACCACCCUCCUAGCUCUCGUCGCCAUCGCUGCGGCACAAUGCACGACUUCUCAACCAACCGGGCUCUGCUGCAGAUCCCUCGCACCCUUCAGCAGCAACUCCUACGUCUGGACCAACAUCUGCGGGAUCACGGGCGUGCCGCCUGAUACACCCACCGCAUCAUUCUGCGACCAGAUCUCCGCGUGUGAAGGCGAAUCCAGCCUCAUACCUGUCUGCUGCGAGUCUACCGCCGAGUGUGGUGGUGGCGUCGAUGGGCCGGUUGGGAUUAAUUGCACUCGCGUAGAACUCUAG
Molecule: messenger RNA, 309 nt
Organism: Peniophora sp. CBMAI 1063
Lineage: Eukaryota; Fungi; Basidiomycota; Agaricomycetes; Russulales; Peniophoraceae
Source: the annotation of a GenBank genome assembly